Uloborus diversus is the source of this 777-nucleotide messenger RNA. RefSeq names its product eukaryotic translation initiation factor 4E type 2-like. Gene Ontology annotation, cellular component: cytoplasm; eukaryotic translation initiation factor 4F complex. Bases 136 to 777 code for a protein of 213 amino acids. Gene Ontology annotation, biological process: translational initiation. Gene Ontology annotation, molecular function: translation initiation factor activity; RNA 7-methylguanosine cap binding. The record is from RefSeq and is a predicted model, not a curated record. The transcript is spliced from 2 exons. Lineage: Eukaryota; Metazoa; Arthropoda; Arachnida; Araneae; Uloboridae.
CGCGACCAAACCAGUCUUCGAACAUACAGCAAAAGAAACCGUCAGUACUCAGCAGGCUUUAAAAUACAAUAAUCUUAUUAUUCGGUGUUUGCUUUUUAAGCUUUAAGGGGAUCUGACUUUCAUCUUGACUUCAAAAUGAAAUUGGAAAAUGACCUUCAUUCACAUGAAAAUGGAACUGAAGAAAAUGGACAGGAGAAUUCCAGCGUUUUUCACGUUCCUGAACCAGAACACAGACUUCAGUUUACCUACUGCUUAUGGAUUUCUCAUCGACCUGAUGAAAAAUUGGUGACUCUGCAGCCUUAUGAUCAAAACUUAAAAAUGAUUGCAUCGUUUAACUCCGUAGAAAAGUUUUGGAGCAUUUAUGGACACAUUAUAAGACCUUCAGAGAUGGCAGUUCAUAGUGAUUUUCAUCUUUUUAAACAAGGCAUAAAGCCCAUGUGGGAGGAUGAAGCAAAUAUUGCUGGAGGUAAAUGGAUUGUUCGUUUGAGAAAAGGCUUAGCGUCUCGAUAUUGGGAAGAUCUUAUUUUAGCAAUUUUAGGUGAGCAGUUUAUGGUGGGAGAAGAAAUUUGCGGAGCUGUUGUUUCUAUUCGAUUUCAGGAAGACAUAAUAUCCGUUUGGAAUAAAACGGCAAGAGACCAGCAUGCAACCAUUCGUAUCCGUGACACCUUAAAAAGAGUAUUAAAUCUUCCCCCGAACACUGUAGUGGAGUAUAAAACUCACGAUAAUAGUUUAAGAGAUAAGUCCAGUUUUCGUAACACAUAUGUUUUUCUGCACUGA